UGCUUUUAUAUUAAAAUGGGAAUUGAAAAUGGAUGCUCAACAUUCAAAUGCGUUUUUCUCAAAAAGGAUGGUGUGUACAUGAUGCUUUUUGAAAUGUUGGCAUCGAAUUGUCAAAUAUUCAGUAGCCAGAAACAGUUUCGCGUUCUACAAAUUUACGGUAUUUUUUUCCAAUGUAACGAUAUAAUUCUUCACAACAGGAUCUCAAAAUAUAAAUUGUCAAACUUCAAAACAAUCAUUCCCUAACGAACUGCAUAGCAGGUGAACGAACCUUUUCAAACUUCAAAAAACACUAAAUCACCACAAACCUUUACAUUACUUCCACCUUCGAGUUCUUUCCGUUACUGAUGCCCUCCCCUCAAACCAAAGCUGCGCAGUUCUUCAGAUGUGCGCAGAAUGUUUGAAAUUAUUAUGAAAUCGGUCAUGUACCGGCACAAAUGACGCCGAAUUGGCAAAAGUUGGUGGUGGCACGUGAGCCGGCCCCAAGUUCCGGCUCUGCUCGGUUUCCCCAAAACAAACCAACUUCGCUGAUUAGAACCACCAAUCUGUGACCAAUAAAAUGCCCGCGAGUGCACCUUUGAAGCAACCAUGUCUUCUCUAACCACCGUGCUAGCCGUCACGUUUUUCCUCAGCUCCAGCCUGGUGUUGAGCGUUCCCAGUGAUUUCUGUGGCAUCAAUGAGGUGUUCCGGUUUUGUGGUCCCAUCAUUCAACCAUCGUGUGCCUCCCAGCGGAUUGGUUCGAAGGUGCGGAUACCGGGGUGCAAGAUGGGAUGCACCUGCAAGCCGACUUUCGUUAGGAACGCCUUCGGCAUCUGUGUCCAACCGUCCAAGUGCUUUCUUAGUAAAGCUGGCAACAGCAUUCAUGAUUCAAUAAAAAAUAAUUAGCUUAACUACUGACUAUGUAAUCUUCAUUUACUUAGAAUUAACUCAUAACAACCAUCAACAACUUUAACAGGGAAUUAACUAAAACUCAUGUUUUUCGUUUGUCGUUGCUUGACGAAUGUUUGAAAACGGCUGACACAAACAGUUUGCUCGAAAUACUUCCUCCUGGCUUUUAGAAAUGUGCUUCCAACAAAACAAUGCAUUCAACUUCAUCGUCCUUAUCUUACCCCAAUUUCAAUC
This is a messenger RNA of Culex quinquefasciatus (southern house mosquito), 1119 nucleotides long. RefSeq names its product chymotrypsin inhibitor-like. The record is from RefSeq and is a predicted model, not a curated record. NCBI's taxonomy places the organism in Eukaryota, Metazoa, Arthropoda, Insecta, Diptera, Culicidae. Bases 586 to 882 code for a protein of 98 amino acids. The transcript is spliced from 2 exons.